Leucoraja erinaceus (little skate) is the source of this 2001-nucleotide messenger RNA. RefSeq names its product cytochrome P450 3A30-like. Gene Ontology annotation, molecular function: oxidoreductase activity, acting on paired donors, with incorporation or reduction of molecular oxygen; steroid hydroxylase activity; heme binding. NCBI's taxonomy places the organism in Eukaryota, Metazoa, Chordata, Chondrichthyes, Rajiformes, Rajidae. Bases 103 to 1647 code for a protein of 514 amino acids. The transcript is spliced from 13 exons. The record is from RefSeq and is a predicted model, not a curated record.
GGCAACGUCACUUGCAGGCAGGCAGGGAGUGUAUAUGAGAGAAACCUCCCUCGCCCCACACCACCCACUCUGCACUGGUCUCCGGCACUGUACAGCGCUGCAAUGCUCACCUUCCUGCUGGACACCGUGGGAUGGAUCUGGGCCACUCUGUCCCUCUACACCUGGGGCCUUCUCCUCGCCUUCCUCCUCCUGCUGGCGUGGUACAGUGUUUCACCAUAUGGAUUCUUCAGAAGACUUGGAAUUCCAGGACCUAGGCCACUGCCAUUCAUUGGAACAUUCCAUCAUUACAGAAAAGGUGUGUUUGAGUUUGAUGAUGAAUGCUACAGGAAGUAUGGAGACGUCUGGGGGAUCUAUGAAGGACGUCAGCCUAUGCUGUGUGUUGCCAAGCCUGACCUGAUUAAGACUAUUCUCAUAAAGGAAUUCUACACCCUGUUCACCAACAGGAGGGAAUUUGCUCUGAUUGGACCAUUGAAAGACUCUGUGAGCGCUGUUACAGACGAGAAGUGGAAGAGAAUUCGAAAUGUGCUUUCGCCAUGGUUCACCAGCGGGAAACUGAAGCAGAUGAGUUCAAUCAUUAAACACUUAACAGAAAACCUUGUGAAAAUUGCCGAGAAGAAAGUGAAGCUGAAUGAAAAAGUCAUCAUGAAGGAUAUCUUUGGGCCCUACGGUCUGGAUGCAAUCUCCAGCACCUCCCUCAGUGUGGAUGUGGACUCCAUCAACAAUCCCGAUGACCCGCUUGUCACCAAUAUCAAGAAGUUGAUUGAUUUCUCCCUCUUCAGGCCUGCUCUUAUUCUUGCUAUGAUAGUUCCGGCCUUCAAUCCUAUCCUGGCAAAACUUGGCUUUAGUUUUUUACCGAAUGAUGCGACUCAGUUCUUCAUGAGAACCAUGGCGGCUUUGAAGGCAAAGAGGCAAAAAGGUGUGCAUGCGGAUCGUGUGGACUUUCUACAGAUGAUGGUUGAUUCUGAAGCAACUGGCACCAGCUCGGAGCUACAGGACAAUGCUCUAAGUGACUCUGAGAUCCUGGCCCAGUGCUUCAUCUUUACCUUUGCCGGGUAUGAGACUACCAGUACUACGCUCUCCAACGUCGCGUACAAUCUCGCCGUUCACCCCGAUGUGCAGACGAAACUACAGCAGGAAAUAGACAAGGCUUUUCCCAACAAAGCUCCUCCCACAUACGAUGGCGUGAUGUAUUUGGAGUACCUGGAAAUGGUGAUUUGUGAAACACUUCGAUUAUUUCCUCCUGGACCCCGCUUGGAAAGAAUCUGCAAGAAAGAUGUCAAACUCAAUGGGGUGACCAUUCCCAAGGACACGGUGAUUGUGAUUCCUGUUUAUGCCCUGCACCGUGAUCCAAAGUAUUGGCCAGAACCAGAGGAGUUCAGACCCGAGAGGUUCAGUAAGGAAGAAAGGGAGUUGUGGGAUCCUGCCGUCUACCUGCCGUUUGGGAUGGGUCCUCGGAACUGCAUUGGGAUGAGGUUCGCUCAACUUGUGAUCAAGAUGGCACUUGUUUCACUCCUGCAACGCCUGACUUUUGUGACUUGUGACGAGACGCCGAUCCCGUUGGAAAUUGAUGUGAAAGGGCCCAUGCAUCCUAAAAAACCCAUAGUCCUGAAAUUUGUGCCACGAAUUAACACCGAUUCAAUGGAGUAAACGAGCAGCUUGAGGGGAGUGGUGAAAAUAUUUAGGAGCGUGUACAUCUCGUGAUUGUUAUAACAGAAUGGGGAAAUAUAUCAAUUUGCACAUCUUUAAAGAUUUGAAUGGCAUGUCUAGAUGGAGGAGGCCAUGGAGAUUCACAAUGUGUAGAUGAAGCAGGGGGGGAGAGCUCUAAGUGUUUAAUCAAUGCAAAGUUACUGCAGUCUUAACAAUAUAUUUUUAAAAUGUACUAGCAAUUUACUUCAAAAUCAUUUUAAGCUGUCUUUUCGAGAGAAUGCCUGCAAAAAUAGUUUUGUAACUAAUUUUUUUAAUUGUUAACAAUAAAACAUGUAAAAGUGGGUAUCUAUAGUA